CUUCCGCUGAAUUUUGCAUCGCUGUUUGUCCCAGACGGCGACCCGUACGGGUCCGAAUCUAGCCCGGGAACUGAGAGUUAGAGGAGCGGGUUCCGCGAGUUUACCGAUUCCGGACGGCCUCGCGACCGGCAAGAUGUGCUCCCUGGGAUUGUUCCCUCCGCCGCCGCCUAGGGGUCAAGUCACCCUCUACGAGCACAAUAACGAGUUGGUGACAGGCAAUAGCUAUGAGAGUCCGCCUCCUGACUUCCGGGGCCAGUGGAUCAAUCUUCCUGUUCUGAACCUGACUAAGGAUCCCCUGAAGACCCCUGGGAGGCUGGACCAUGGCACAAGAACUGCCUUCAUCCACCACCGGGAGCAGGUGUGGAAGAGAUGCAUCAACAUAUGGCGUGAUAUGGGCCUUUUUGGGGUGCUGAAUGAAAUUGCGAACUCGGAGGAAGAGGUGUUUGAGUGGGUGAAGACGGCGUCCAGCUGGGCCCUGGCACUCUGUCGAUGGGCCUCCUCCCUCCACGGGUCCCUGUUCCCCCACCUGUCUCUCAAGAGUGAAGAUCUGAUUGCCGAAUUUGCCCAAGUCACAAACUGGUCCAGCUGCUGCCUGCGGGUCUUUGCGUGGCACCCCCACACCAACAAGUUUGCGGUGGCCCUGCUAGAUGACUCAGUCCGCGUGUAUAAUGCCAGCAGCACUAUAGUCCCCUCCCUGAAGCACCGGCUGCAGCGAAAUGUGGCGGCUCUGGCCUGGAAGCCCCUCAGUGCCUCUGUCUUGGCUGUGGCCUGCCAGACCUGCAUUCUCAUCUGGACCCUGGACCCCACCUCUUUGUCUACCCGACCCUCUUCUGGCUGUGCACAAGUGCUUUCUCACCCUGGGCACACACCUGUCACCAGCUUGGCCUGGGCACCCAGUGGGGGACGACUGCUCUCAGCUUCACCUGUGGAUGCUGCUAUCCUGGUAUGGGAUGUCUCAACGGAGACCUGUGUUCCCCUUCCCUGGUUUCGCGGCGGUGGGGUUACCAAUCUGUUCUGGUCUCCGGAUGGCAGCAAAGUUCUGGCUACCACUCCUUCAGCUGUCUUUCGAGUCUGGGAGGCCCAGAUGUGGACGUGCGAGAGGUGGCCUACUCUGUCAGGGCGGUGUCAGACUGGCUGCUGGAGCCCAGAUGGAAACCGACUGCUGUUCACUGUAUUGGGGGAACCACUCAUUUACUCCUUGUCAUUCCCAGAACGUUGUGGGGAGGGAAAGGGGCGCGUUGGAGGUGCAAAGUCAGCCACCAUUGUGGCGGAUCUGUCUGAGACAACAGUACAGACACCAGAUGGAGAGGAAAGACUUGGGGGAGAGGCUCACUCCAUGGUCUGGGACCCCAGUGGGGAACGUCUGGCUGUGCUCAUGAAAGGAAAUCCACGCGUCCAGGAUGGUAAACCAGUCAUCCUCCUUUUUCGCACUCGAAACAGCCCUGUGUUUGAGCUGCUUCCUUGUGGCGUUAUCCAGGGGGAGCCAGGGGCCCAGGCACAGCUCAUCGCUUUCCAUCCUUCCUUCAACAAAGGGGCUCUGCUCAGUGUGGUGAGUAGGCCAGGCUACUGGGCUCUUCGGGAGCGGGGUGGAAGAACCAGGGCUUUGGCUGCUGUGUGGCCUUCUUUGGGCCUAGGCUCUGAUAGACUUUUUUUUGUCCCUCUCUGCAGUGCUGGUCCACAGGCCGAAUUGCCCACAUCCCUCUGUACUUUGUCAAUGCCCAGUUUCCACGUUUCAGCCCAGUGUUUGGCCGAACCCAGGAGCCCCCAGCUGGGGGCGGAGGCUCUAUUCAUGAUCUGCCCCUCUUUACUGAGACAUCCCCAAUCUCUGCUCCAUGGGACCCUCUCCCUGGGCCACCGCCUGCCCAGCCCCACUCCCCUCACUCCCACUUCUAAUAAUAGUAAUAAUAAAUUCCCUUCUUUGUUUUCCACUCAGUUAUGAGACUUUUUUCCAGAG
Acinonyx jubatus (cheetah) is the source of this 1954-nucleotide messenger RNA. RefSeq names its product aladin WD repeat nucleoporin (gene AAAS). The transcript is spliced from 15 exons. Lineage: Eukaryota; Metazoa; Chordata; Mammalia; Carnivora; Felidae. Gene Ontology annotation, molecular function: protein binding. Gene Ontology annotation, biological process: nucleocytoplasmic transport. Gene Ontology annotation, cellular component: nuclear pore. The coding region runs from base 134 to 1939 and encodes 601 amino acids. The record is from RefSeq and is a predicted model, not a curated record.